GAGUUCCGCGGCAGUUAGUGUUAUUCCUAGUUUUAACUCCAACCACGAUGCACUGGUUCCUCGCCUAUGCGGUUGUCUUGCUGGGCACCGUUGCCCUGAGCAAUCAGCAGGGGAUGAUUAGUGUAAACACCGGCACGACUGACAUUGACGAAGCAGUUGGAUCGGCUGCUAUUCCGGACAAGGGAUUCAUUACGGACACUGUGGUGGGAAGUGGAGACCCAAAUAUUAAGCCUCCAAAGGGACUGCCUUCGACAGGAGGUGGGAUUACCAUCACCAGCAACAGCAAUGUGAAUACUGGCGAUAAGACCAAUGUGAUUAGCACCAAAAUUCAAGAUAUUAAACUGCCGUCACCACCACGACCACCGCCACCGCCGCCGCCUCCUCCGCCACCGCCACCACCACCGCCUCCGCCACCACCUUCGUCCCCACCGCCGCCACCACCACCGCCGCCGCCACCACCUUCACCUCCACCGCCGCCACAGAAUCCAAAUCAAUGGCCAGCUCUUCCUGAACCUACUCCCAUCUCCUCAAUCCCGCCCCUAGGGAAAACGUCAUACCCCAAUGUCAAUUCAAGGGAAGUUCAAGAUAAUCCGCCCGAUCCCGCCCCUAUGGGGAACAUCCAGGUCGGACUCUAAUGUCGAUUAUUCAAGGAGACUUCAAAAAAUUAAAAAGCCGCCACCGAAACCAACUAUAUGGCCAGCUCUCCGUAAACCUAAACCUAUUCCUCUUAUUAAGCCCAUCCCCCCAAUCCCGCCCCUA
Messenger RNA from Drosophila kikkawai, 759 nucleotides. It is a transcript of the gene Sfp65A, whose product is annotated as Seminal fluid protein 65A. The record is from RefSeq and is a predicted model, not a curated record. Lineage: Eukaryota; Metazoa; Arthropoda; Insecta; Diptera; Drosophilidae.